This is a messenger RNA of Drosophila takahashii, 1454 nucleotides long. Its product is annotated as required for meiotic nuclear division protein 1 homolog. Lineage: Eukaryota; Metazoa; Arthropoda; Insecta; Diptera; Drosophilidae. The record is from RefSeq and is a predicted model, not a curated record. Gene Ontology annotation, biological process: positive regulation of mitochondrial translation.
CUCGAUAAUCACAACAAAGGACAAUCGGAAGGCACCUAACCGGCUAGAAAUGGCCAACUAGUCGCUGCUGAAAUAACCCGACGUCAAGGAAAACGCCAUGAACUUUGCUCGCCUGGGACUCGAGCAGAUGGUGCUGCGAGGACUGCGAACUCCGCGCCAGCAGCUCCAGAAACCAUGGAUGAUGAUGAUGAUGAACCGGCGGCUGGCCAGUGGAGCCACCUCUCCUGCCGCCUCCUCUCCCGCCGAUCCGGCGCCCAAGAAACAGUCGCAGACGGCGGUGAAACCACUGCCGCUGGCCGAGGAGCGCCUGGAGUCCAUCCUCUCGCCCAUCCGCACCAGGAUCAUCCGGAAGAAGCGCCUGGCCAUCGACGAGCUGUCCGCCCUGGGCUUCCUCAACACGCGUGGCUACACGACCGCCGAGGAGUACAACCUGGAGGAUUUGCAGAUCGCCCUCCGCCAACAGAAUCUGUACGAAACGAAGCGCUUCUUUUCCACGGACAACCUGGAUGUGGAGCAGAACGUGCUCUUUGUGGCGGCCAAGUACCCGACGGGCCAGCAGCCGCGGGAGAUAUUCUUCUUCCGCGAGGGUUCGGUGGUCUUCUGGAACUGCAGCGACAUCGAGACGAACAACGUGCUGAGCUUCCUGCGCUCCUUCGAAAGGGAAUCGUAUGUCAGCGCUUUGGUGCACGGCGAGAGCGAGGUGAUGCCCUACACCUACAUCCCGUCGACGGCGGUGGAUGUGGAGGGCGAUCUGGUGGCGGAGAGCAGCGAUUUCAAUGUCACGUCGCGCGCCUUCUUCCAGAACGGCAAGUUCUUUGUGACCGCCGACACGGAUAGCUUUCUGUACAAGUACACCUUCUCCAAUGCGAUGGCCCAGUCGAUUAAGCUGGGCAUUUGGGAGGCCACCCUGGAUCGCUACAUCGACUCCAUAGAGCAUCUCACCGAGGAUCUGAAGCGGGGUCGCCGCCUGCGCAUCUCGCGGGCGGCCAUGCUGCGCAAGACCGGCGAACUCUUUGCCCUGCGCCACGUGAUCAACCUGUCGUCGGACCUUCUGGACGCCCCCGACUUCUACUGGGACCGCGAGGAGCUGGAGGCGCUCUAUCUGCAGGUCUGCUCCUACUUCAGCAUCACGCGGCGCACCAAGGUGAUGAACGAGAAGAUCAACCACUGCGUGGAGCUGGCCGAACUGGUGUCGCACAACCUCAACGACGCCCACCACAUCCGGCUGGAGUGGAUGAUCAUCAUCCUGAUCAUGGUCGAGGUGGGCUUCGAGGUGCUGCACUUCGUCAGCGAUCACGGUGAUGCUCACAAGCUCGAGGUUAUGCCAUUGGCCGCCUCAAUUCCCAAGUAGCACGUAGGCUUAGUCGAGAGUUUUUGUAAUAUAUUCGUAUUUGAGCUGAAUAUAGCAUUGUUAGCGUUUGAUACCCAACAAUUGGCACAAGCGAUUUAAAAAA